AACGCCUUGCUCUCUCACCACAACUAUUUUCUAAAGCCACAGAGAUUAUCAGCCGAGUUCUCAAGAGUGUUUUUCCUGUUAAUGAUAUAGAAGUCUUGUUAAUCUGUCACUAGAACCGUAAAAACGCCCUUAAAACUCAUAACUUCAACUAGAGGCUUUUUUUUGGAUGUAGUCAGGAUGCUGGCAAAAGUGUUUCGGAAUAUUUUCCUUUCGGUUGUUUUUAAUUUUACUGUUUGCCACAAUGAAAUUUCUAGUGAAUGAAGACACGAUUAGCAGUAAACCAACAGCAUUUUGGCUCGUAACAUAAAGCAAUGAACUGAGUGUUUUGUGUACAGCUUUAAAGAAGUGUUCAUAAAGAGAGGCACUGUGCACGAGUCAAGGUUGAAAACUUUGUAAGGGAAGAAAGUGUUUAGAGAGUGACCUGAGUUGAGCUGUAUUUUCUUUAGUAUAAUAGCCGGGACAUGUGACAUGAUGGCAUCCCUAACUUUCACUCUACCAACAAAAGAGGGUGGAGGUUGGGAGAAAUUUCCGGAAAUCUGUGUUUGUUGGUUUGGGAAGGCAAUAUGAAUAAUUUAUAGGGUAAAAAUUUACAAAAACUUUUUACAUAACCCCCCUUCCCCCAAUAAGCUUAGGGGACCUGUGGGGAAGAGGGGGUUUGGAGAGGACACAGAUAACCAAAUUAAGGCAAAUUUGGACAUUCAUGAAAAAAUCAAAGAAUGAGACACCAUGUUUUGAUAGGUGGGGAAAUUUCUAACUUAAGCUGGGAACUUUGCCCCCUUUGGACUCCCAUUAAGUACAGUAAAAUAAUCUAAGCUUAUGAAGCCCCCCUGGAUCCCCCUUAAGGACACUAACCUAACCUAGCAUUACCUAAUCUAAUCUAACCUAGCAUUAACUUAACAUUACCUAACCUAAUCUAAAAAUUACCUAACCUAACCAGUACAUACCAUGGCAAUCACACAUUAUUUCUCACAGCUGGCAUCUGAAAUCAUCAUAUACUUAGAAAUAAGGUACAUUAACACUCAUCAGGAGAGGAAAUACUACCAAACUUCAAGGUUGUGAAGGUGAAAGCUGCCAUUUUCAAAGGCAUAUCAAGAAAUGUAGAUCACAAUCUUCCAAACUUUCCAUGAUGACGGCUGGAGUCAAACUGGCAUGAUGACAUGACAUCCUCCUCUCACAGGGCAGGGUGGAAUAAUACCCUCAUGGUGUCCUUUAUAUGUCUCGCAGAUAAAAUGUACCUCAUAAUAAAAUGCUUAUAGUUUCAAUAGUUUCAGUACAACAAAUAAGCUGAGCUUUAUGCGUGGACAAAAUUUUUUUUUAUAUAUUUCAUUCACAUAUGAACUACUUCCUGACGUGGAUAGGAAGUGUUCCAGGGCUCAGUGUAUGAAAGGAGCCGUACUGUGCACACAAUUUGUGGAUUUAGCAUCUGGGAGGCAUCUCUGUUUUCAGCGUGGAUUUGUUAAUGCUGGAGUUCCCUGCCUGCUUCUGUGUUUCCUCUUGCAUAUGACAAACUGUUUUAAGAGGGAAGUGUCAAGGAUGAACUUCAUGUCACCAUGCCUGAGUCCCAGUGUGUCGAGCAGCAAGCCCUGUGCAGAUGGCUAUGACAUCCAGAAUCUGAUCAGUGGCACCAAAGGGUUCAUGGGUGCAUACUUCAUCCGGCCUCCUGUGGAUAUAUCUGUGGUAUUCCCCGUGCCUAUUGACAUCAGCUGCAUCAAAAUGGUGGCAAGAGUGGAGCAGAAGUGUAGCACAGGAUUCCUAGUCUUCACUGAACCUGAGGACAUCUCUUCAUCUCAGUCACAGAAUGCUGCCCAUCCCAGUCAAGUCAGUAGCUCAAAGGAUAGUUCAAAUGAACCCUCCACCAGCCAUGGUCACUCCUUUGUACUGAAUGAGUUCAUAGAAGAUUCCUAUAAAUCUUCAGUAACAGCAUCAGACAAAGACAAAGAUACAAGUGAGAUAUAUUUGUGUGUUGGCAAAUUUUACACCAAGAAUGAGGAUGAGUUAGUGCUCAAAAACCAUCACUAUAGGCACUGGUUAAGACUUCCCAUGCCAGAUACAAAGAGCAGCAUGAAGGGUCAGAGUUUAUUUCAUGGUUCUUUGAGACAUACAAACCGGAAGGCAUUGAAAUGUGUUAAAAGUAUGUUAAUAAGAAUACAAAGCACAUCAGAAAGAGCCUGUCCACCUGUCUUACAUUCACUUGAAGUGUGGGGACAGCCAGGCAUAAGCACAAAUAAGAGUAAAAGAAGAGAACUGUUAAAACAAUGGAAAACAUACAAACCCAUCACCAAGGUCGAGCCAGAUGUCCCUCGGCUCUACAACUCAAGUCCAGAAGAAAAAAUGACUGAAAAAUCACAAAAUGAUGACUUGAACAAUAGAGAUCUGCUGGAGAUACCCGAGGACUUCCUGGACCCUUUAACAUGCGACAUCAUGACAGUACCAUUGCUCCUGCCCUCUGGCAACUCCAUUGAUGCUCACACUCUGGAAAGAUACAUUGCUGGUGAAGCCACUUGGGGACGACCUGCCUCUGACCCCUUCACUGGCGUUCCCUUCAGGGGAGACAAGCAACCUGUGCCAAAUGUGUCCCUCAAGGCUCGGAUUGACAGGUUUCUCCUUGCUAAUGGGGAACAUCCAGACAUCGAAAGCUGUGGCCGGACAGUUGGUUCCUCCCUGAGCAGUGGUGAGGCUGGUGACAGUAUGAAUAGUGCAAAUAACAAAAGAGUGUGUCUAGAGUAUUCAGGAGAGGAUGAACUGGAUCAUCCUAAUAAUAAAAGGAAGGUUGGUAGAGUAGAAAUAGAUACUAAAGUAAUACCAGUAGAAGGUAGCAGUGCACUGGAUGAUCCAAAAAACAAUUCUUUUGAUGAUUUGAGUAUGGAAAUUGAAGCAGCUCUUAAAGGAAAACCAAAGUACUUGCCAACUCAGAUGAGUACUCAGAAGCAAAAAGAAGACAAAGAAGAAACAGGUAAGGUAUCUUUAUCCUCCAGUACCCGAGGUUAUAAGAUGCACUCUAAAGUAUUACGUGCACAAACAGUAAAGAACAAAAGAGAUGCGGUAACAAGGCCAGGCCAGUGUUUGUCAGGACCUGAGAGUUCAUCAAGUAGCCAUCAUGGUAUAGUCCAGAUGAUAGGAGGCAUCUUAUCUGUUACUCAGGGCAGGACAGCGAGAGUCAAAAGGUUACCAGCUCAUCAUGUUAACGAAAGACCAAGUCAUCUUAUUCAUGGUGACAAGCCAUCACAGAAUUAUACAUAUCCCUUCAGACAGUCUGUAUCAUGUUCAUGUGGGGGUACAGAGGCUCUGUAUAAGCUUGAUUGUGAACACUUGCUGUGUCGUACAUGUUUGCUUAAGGAACAGAGUCAUAAAGCAGAAGUGGAGUGUGGGACUUGCAAAAGGACUUGUAAAAAAUCAAGUAUAUCAAAAUAUCAUACAAAAAGUAUAUUCUCUACUUGACAUACAUCAAUCUCUGUGAUAGAUAGGAAGCCUGAUAGUUACACCUCUGAUAAAAGUAAGGGGUGAAGGUGCCUUAUUAAGGUGAAGGUUGCUGUUCUUAGUGUUAUGUCCUCCAAAGUCCCUCUCCCCAAGUCUUUGUUUGUAGGUUCCUGAUGAACUUGUUUACUUUCAGUUAAAAAGAGGAUGGCAAUUGGUCUCCUAAUUAAAAGUUGCAGUUCUUUCCAUUAUUCAUACUAAUGGUGAACUGGAGGAAGAGUAUAGACUCAGAUAUGCAGGUUUUCCAGAGCUGUAAAGCUGGCGUGGCAUUACAUUUGUAAGGUAAUUGGGUUGUAGAAUAAUUGCUUAGCCAAACAGCACUUGUAUUGAGUAAGAGUUUCGUGUUUCUGUUAUCCAUUGGGUUGAGUUGGGGAUUGAAAAUUCCACAUCAUCUGUUAAUACUUUUAAUAAAAAGAAUCCAUAACCCCAAA
Scylla paramamosain (green mud crab) is the source of this 3905-nucleotide messenger RNA. RefSeq names its product RING finger protein 37-like. Bases 1294 to 3438 code for a protein of 714 amino acids. The record is from RefSeq and is a predicted model, not a curated record. Gene Ontology annotation, molecular function: ubiquitin protein ligase binding; ubiquitin-ubiquitin ligase activity; zinc ion binding. Gene Ontology annotation, cellular component: nucleus. NCBI's taxonomy places the organism in Eukaryota, Metazoa, Arthropoda, Malacostraca, Decapoda, Portunidae. Gene Ontology annotation, biological process: protein polyubiquitination. The transcript is spliced from 7 exons.